Hyaena hyaena (striped hyena) is the source of this 2251-nucleotide messenger RNA. RefSeq names its product cyclin Pas1/PHO80 domain containing 1 (gene CNPPD1). Gene Ontology annotation, biological process: regulation of cyclin-dependent protein serine/threonine kinase activity. The record is from RefSeq and is a predicted model, not a curated record. Gene Ontology annotation, cellular component: cyclin-dependent protein kinase holoenzyme complex; nucleus. Gene Ontology annotation, molecular function: cyclin-dependent protein serine/threonine kinase regulator activity; protein kinase binding. Bases 309 to 1544 code for a protein of 411 amino acids. NCBI's taxonomy places the organism in Eukaryota, Metazoa, Chordata, Mammalia, Carnivora, Hyaenidae. The transcript has 9 exons.
UUUACUGAGGCUUACAGCGUACUACGCGCUUUGUAUUCCUUUGUGACCAUUUAAUUUCUGCAGUGAUCCCACAAAAUACGUAAUUAGAUUUAGAGUUCAAACGCCUGAAAGGAAGGUUAUAGAGCAAAAAGUUGUUUCCCUGCCACCUUUCCACGGUGCACCCACUGUUGUUUCUUCUGUGUUACUUCCGACGCAUUUUAUACGUGUAUAUUCUAUGUGUAUAUCUUUUAACAAACGUUUGGGAGCAACUCGUUCUGCAUCUUGGUUCUACUCAUUAACAUCGAUAUUGGGCGGCGAGUGGCGGCGCGAUGGACUUGGCCGGGCUCUUGCUAGACGAAGAAGGCACCUUCUCCCUCACGGGCUUCCAGGACUUCUCGUUCCUCCCUGGACACCAGAAGCUCAGUGCUCGGAUCCGACGGAGACUCUACUAUGGCUGGGACUGGGAAGCUGACUGCAGCUUGGAGGAACUCUCCAGCCCAGUGGCAGACAUUGCCGUGGAACUGCUGCAGAAGGCGGCCCCCAGCCCUAUUCGCCGACUCCAGAAGAAAUACGUAGCUCACGUGUCCCGGGAGGCGUGCAUCUCCCCGUGUGCUAUGAUGCUUGCCCUGGUGUACAUCGAGAGGCUCCGCCAUCGAAACCCAGACUACCUGCAGCACGUGUCAUCCUCUGACUUGUUCCUGAUCUCCAUGAUGGUGGCCAGUAAGUACCUCUAUGACGAAGGGGAGGAGGAGGAGGUCUUCAAUGAUGAAUGGGGAGCUGCAGGGGGUGUGGCCGUGCCCACUCUCAAUGCCCUGGAGAGGAGCUUCCUGAGUGCCAUGGAUUGGCGUCUUUACACUGACCCUCGGGAGAUCUUUGAGGUGCUGAGCUGGCUGGAGAGCUGUGUGGCCGAGCAGCAGGGGCGGCGGCGGGGCUGGUACACGUACACAGACCUGUGUGUACUGCUGGAGCAGCCGGCCUGGCAGUUGGCCCUGGGCUCCCUCUGCCAGCGGCUGGCAAAGCUGUCUUGCCUGUUAGCUAUGGCAUAUGUGAGCAGUGUGGCCCUGGCUGUGGCAUCGCUGGCUGUAAUCCACCAGUCCUUGGGGCUGCCCUGCAGCCCCUCGCCGGGCCCCCCGGACCUUGGACUGGCCCCCAGGUGCCUCCUGGAACCCUGCAUUCCUUCUCCCGUGCCGCAGUGCCUGCCAUGUCCUGUUAACGUCUCCAGCUGCCUGGACAGUGACACGGGGCUGCGUUCACUCUGGGGCAGUCUUCUGGCCUCACUGACUCCUCCACCGCUGCCUCCCCCAGACCCUCCUGCCCCUCCCACUCUUUUCCAUAACUGUCCCCUUUGCCAGAAGCUCCGGAGAGACUCCCCAGACUGCCAUGCCUGCCACCACUCCAACCAUACCGUCUCCACUGGGUCCCCCCGCCCUGGGUACCACUCCCAUGGCCUGGCGCCGCCGUGGCCCUGGAGCCCAAUGCCCCCCCUGCUCCCCCAGCCCCAGCAGUGUUCCCUUUUCAGCGUCAUGGAGCUAGCCCGUCUCAAGUCUUUCAUUUUCCCAGGCUAGGCAGGCAUUCACCGGAUGCAUUAAGAGGAUUUGGGAGUCCCUGAGAACCUGGAGGGGCAAAGCUUGAUUUAGAUCGUCUCUACCUCUCUGGGUCCUUGGCUGGUCCCUGUCCUCCUAGGUAAUGGAGCUUAAGGGGUUGUGGGGCAGAAGGACUGAAGGUCACUCACUCUCCUAGACCUCGGUGGCUGGCUGCUUGGCCAGGGCCGUGAUGGUGCCAGGGAAAACUUCAGCUUGGUGGCCAGGGCCAUGUCACAGCCAGACAGAGGAGAAGCCCCUGUGUCUCCACCUCCCUGGGUUCUAGACUUUUGCUUUUGAGUUCCCUAGGAUGAGGGGGGAAGGUGGGAGAUGGGAAAAGCAGGGUGAGGGAGGGAGGAGAUGUUGACUGGGGGCCUGUGUGAUGUCCCUGAGGCAGGAGAGCCAGGGACUGACAGGGCCCAGGUGGGAUCUGCCAAGGGAAGGUGGGGUGAGGUGGGAAACCCUCUCCAAACCCCAUCCCUUGGAUGUAGCCUAAAGGAGCCAGGGACUGCUGGGACCGUCAGCCCUGCCCUUUUGUCUUCCAGCUUCUUAGUACCCUGCUCCCCUGGGCUUCCCUCUCUUCCAGUUCUUCUCCUGGGUGUUCUCUUCACAGGCCUCUCUGGCCACUGCUUUGUAUCUGGGUUUUUCACGCUUUUGUAGAACUGAGGUUUCAAUAAACAGUUUCAGUUGCA